AUGCACAGACUCAGCAAUUUGCUCAGGCAGCGGUCUCUCAGGCCCACUGCCAUCCCUAGAAGCUUAAACAGCUCAAAUAGAUAUUUAUCUCAGUCCCCCAUCCUCCGCAGAGACGAUAAGCGCCAUGAUGAGAAGAAACGCAACGACCAAGACGACGAAGAAGACUCAACUGACUCCAAGAAAUCAUCCGACAAACGCAAAAAGGACAAAAACAACGACAAAGACCAGGGCUCAGGUUUCCCUGGUGGUUUUCCUGGCGGUGGCGGUGGUCCCCACACCGAGAUACGUAUCAACGGUCAGCAACUCCUUAUGAUGGGCGUUGGUACCUACUUCACCUACAAGCUUCUCGUUCCGGAAGCAGGCGAGAGAGAAGUUACUUGGCAGGACUUCAGAACUGGCUACCUCGAUAGAGGUUUGGUUGACAGACUCACCGUCGUCAACCGUAACAGAGUUAGAGUCAGCCUUCGUGGUGACGCUUCCUCUUCCUCCGGUCUCUAUUUCUCCAUUGGCAGCGUUGAUGCGUUUGAACGUCACCUCGAUGAAGCUCAAAAGGAGCUUGGCGUUCCAAACAACGAAAAGAUUCCUGUCGCUUACCACGAAGAGACAUCUCCACUCAACAUGAUCUUGCACUUCGCUCCCACUCUCCUUUUUGCUGGUUUGCUUUACUGGAUGAGCAGAAGAGCCGGCGGUGGCAGUGGCGGUGGCGGCGGUAUUUUUGGAAUUGGUAAAAGUAGAGCUAAACUUUUCAAUCAGGAGAGUGAAAUUGGUACACGAUUCAAAGAUGUCGCCGGUAUGGAUGAAGCCAAAGAGGAAAUCAUGGAAUUCGUUAAGUUCCUCAAAGAACCAGAGAAGUUUGAGAAAUUAGGCGCUAAGAUUCCACGCGGUGCUAUCCUUUCUGGUCCACCUGGUACAGGUAAGACCCUCCUCGCCAAGGCAACUGCCGGUGAAGCUGGUGUACCUUUCCUCUCUGUCUCAGGUUCAGAGUUUGUUGAGAUGUUUGUCGGUGUUGGUCCUUCUCGUGUACGUGACCUCUUCGCAACAGCACGCAAGAACAUACCGUGUAUCAUCUUCCUAGAUGAAAUCGACGCCAUUGGUAAAUCUAGAGGCAAAUCUGGUGGUAUGGGUGGCGGAAAUGACGAGCGUGAAAGUACCUUGAAUCAGCUUCUAGUUGAGAUGGACGGUUUUGCCUCCGAUCAGCACGUAGUUGUCCUGGCCGGUACAAACAGACCAGAUGUUCUUGAUCCUGCCCUCAUGCGUCCAGGUCGUUUCGACAGAAAUAUCACCGUUGACAGACCAGACGUCGGUGGCCGCUCUCAAAUAUUCCUCGUCCACCUCCGUCCACUCAAGCUAGACACCACCCUUAAGAAGGUCGGACCUCCAUCUGAAGACAGCGACGCCGGACCAAGCUCGAGCGUCGGCAGACCAACCACAGAUUUCCCAACGCCUAAUCCAGCGCUAUUCCAGCAGACGUCGAUGGCCUUCUCAGGAGCAAAUAACGAUGUAACGGGAGGACCUGUUGUGAUGGCGGAGGCUGUUGAAGAUGACCUCACUCCAGCUGAGCGUCGUGAAAGGGAUGCAAGGAAAAUGAUCACGUCAGACAACCCCUACAGUAACCUUGCCCACAGACUCGCGCUUCUCACUCCAGGAUUCUCAGGUGCGGAUAUAGCCAACGUGUGCAACGAAGCUGCACUAUACGCUGCCAGGAAGGGAGCUGAGUCAAUAAAUCUGAUGCACUUUGAGCAAGCGAUAGAGCGAGUAAUUGCUGGACUUGAGCGCAAGAGUCGAGUUUUAGACAAGGAGGAGAAAAAGACGGUAGCAUACCACGAAGCUGGACACGCUAUCUGUGGGUGGUUCCUCGAACAUGCCGACCCGUUAGUAAAAGUAUCCAUCAUUCCACGCGGUGUUGGUGCACUCGGUUAUGCUCAAUACCUCCCUAAAGAGCGCUUUUUGUUCACUACGGAACAACUCAUUGACAGAAUGUGCAUGACUUUAGGUGGACGUGUUUCGGAAGAGAUCUUCUUUGGUAGAAUUACUACUGGUGCGCAGGACGACUUGCAGAGAAUCACCAAAAUGGCUUUCGAAGUGUGCGCUAAUUAUGGUAUGAACUCUGAAAUAGGUCCUGUUAGCUAUGGUGGUCGCGAGGGCAGCAGUGAAGGAUUCCAGAAGCCGUUUAGCGAGAAGACGGGCGAAAUGAUUGACUUGCAAGUUAGGAAUAUGAUCACUGAGGCACAUAGACGUACACACGUCCUCUUGGGUGAGAGGAAGGAACUAGUGGAGAGAGUAGCACAGAAGCUGUUGAUAAAGGAGGUGCUUUCGAGACAAGACAUGAUUGAUCUGCUUGGGCCACGUCCUUUCGAACAUACAAAAGAUGAAUUGGAUAAGUUCUUGGAGGGCGAUAUCAAAAAAGCACCAUCUGAUACACAGACUCAAACGGAAUCGCAGUAA
Wallemia ichthyophaga EXF-994 is the source of this 2445-nucleotide messenger RNA. RefSeq names its product AFG3-like protein 2. NCBI's taxonomy places the organism in Eukaryota, Fungi, Basidiomycota, Wallemiomycetes, Wallemiales, Wallemiaceae. The record is from RefSeq and is a predicted model, not a curated record. Gene Ontology annotation, molecular function: metalloendopeptidase activity; ATP binding; zinc ion binding. The transcript is spliced from 2 exons. Gene Ontology annotation, cellular component: membrane; m-AAA complex. Bases 1 to 2445 code for a protein of 814 amino acids. Gene Ontology annotation, biological process: mitochondrial protein processing; protein-containing complex assembly.